Molecule: messenger RNA, 4907 nt
Organism: Scatophagus argus
Lineage: Eukaryota; Metazoa; Chordata; Actinopteri; Scatophagidae
Product: ectonucleoside triphosphate diphosphohydrolase 7-like
Exons: 14
Coding region: 539-2356 (605 amino acids)
Biological process (GO): nucleoside diphosphate catabolic process
Cellular component (GO): membrane
Molecular function (GO): nucleoside diphosphate phosphatase activity
Source: RefSeq, a predicted model, not a curated record
AACAGCAGUUACAUUUUCUGCAAGUUUCAGAAAUAUCACCUUUAUAAGUACACUGACUUAAAGCACAAAUCCCACAUUUGAAAUGCAUCAUGGUAUUAAAUCAAGAUAUAAAUUACGAACGAACUGAAAAAGUAUGAUUAAUUCCACCUGAUUCCCAUUGAUCACAUUGCUGCCAGCGUGCGUGUUGUUAUUUCCUAUAGGACUUGAAUGCAGCAGACGCACAUGCUCAGAGUAUUUCGAUGACGUAUCCUACGUGGCCGACCGGAAGUGUGUUGGGUCCUUCGGUCACUUCCUCGCCGUCGCUUCUUCGCCUUGUUUUAAAAUAAUCUCCGUGAAGUACACCGGGAGAAGAACGAGCAGAACGUUUCGUCGCCGUUCGCUGUCGGACGAACACCACACUCCGCUGGUGGACUGUGCUGUCAUGGCGGAGCAGAGCCACGUUUAGGCGGGGGAACAGUCUCUGGACAGGAUCCCGAUCAAACUGCUGGCACCAUGAGGUGACGACUGUGACAUCUUGUAUUUCUGCCGACGUGGAUUUAUGGCAAGGAUCACCUUCUCCUGCCUGCCGGCCUCCUGGUACUGCAGCGUGUCCCUGCUGUCUCUGGGCUGUGCUCCCAGGCAGAGGCUGCUGCUGCUGCUGCUGCUCUUCAGCGCGUCCGCCAUCUUCCUCCUGGGAACCUACCAGAGGCAGCUGUGGGGCCCACAGCGACGGCCCGGGGCCCAACUCAACAGGUACCUCUCCAUCGCAGAGUCCAUGGAGGCCACUGACGUCCUCAACCCCGCCCUGAAUUACGGGAUUGUGGUGGACUGCGGCAGCAGCGGUUCUCGGGUCUUCGUGUACUACUGGCCCCCUCACAACGGAAACCCUCACACGCUGCUGGACAUCAGGCAGAUGAAGGACCGCGACCGCAAACCGGUGGUCAAGAAGAUCAAACCCGGUAUCUCCACCCUGGCGAAGACACCAGCGCAGGCCAGCGACUACCUGCAGCCUCUGCUGAGCUUCGCCGCUGCUCACGUCCCGCAGAACAAACACAAAGAGACUCCGCUCUACAUCCUGUGCACGGCCGGCAUGAGGCUGCUGCCAGAGAGCCAGCAGGCAGCCAUCUUGGAGGACCUGGUCGCUGAUGUUCCCCUGGACUUUGACUUCCUGUUUUCCCGCUCCCAUGCGGAGGUCAUCUCAGGGAAACAGGAAGGAGUGUACGCAUGGAUUGGCAUUAAUUUUGUGCUUGGUCGCUUUGAUCACGCUGACGAGGAGGACACCACAGUGGAGGUGACAACAGGGUCUCAGAACCAGCAGCCAAUCAGCAGGCGGCGCACAGUGGGCAUCAUUGAUAUGGGCGGAGCUUCUCUGCAAAUCGCCUAUGAGGUGCCCAGCGCCAUCACCUUCAGUUCACCGCAGGAGGAGGAAGCAGGCAAGAGUGUCCUCGCAGAGUUUAAUCUGGGCUGCGACGUUGAGCACACUCAACACGUUUACAGAGUCUACGUCACCACGUUCCUCGGCUUCGGGGGAAACAUGGCCAGGCAGCGCUACGAGGACCAGCUGGUCAACAACACGCUGGCCAAGAACAGGUUUCUCACCAUGCAGACGGGUCUGAGCGAGGACAAACCGUACCUGGACCCCUGUCUGCCGGCCGGCCUGUCGGACACAGUUGUGAGGGACAACCGCACGCUGUACCUGAGGGGUCAGGGCGACUGGACUCGGUGUCAGGAGGCCGUUCGACCCUUCCUGGGCCUCCACAACGGCACCAUGUCCCCGGGGGGCGUCUACCAGGCUCCCAUCAAUUUCAGCAACAGCGAGUUUUACGGCUUCUCGGAGUUCUUCUACUGUACGGAGGACGUGCUGAGGCUGGGAGGACAUUAUGACAGCGAGAAGUACACCAGGGCUGCUGCGGACUACUGCGCCACCAAGUGGUCGACCCUGAAACAGCGUCUGGACAGCAAACUUUUCUCUCAGCAGGCCGACAUCAAUAGACUCAGGUAUCAGUGCUUCAAGUCGGCCUGGAUGUACGAGGUGCUGCACUCCGGCUUCCGCUUCCCCGCCGGCUACCAGAAUCUGAAAACGGCCCAGCUGGUUUAUGACAAGGAGGUCCAGUGGACUCUGGGAGCCAUCCUGUUUAAAACCCGCUUCCUGCCUCUCAGGGACCUGCAGCAGGAAACGCUGCGACAGAACCACCCCAGCUGGCUGCGCUCCUCCUUCGUCUACAACCACCACCUGUUCUCGCUCUGCAUCCUGGUGGUGGUGCUGGCCAUCCUGCUCUACAUCCUGCGCCUGCGGAGGAUCCACCAGCGGGAGCAGCGGCAGGCCGAGGCCCUGAACCUCCUCUGGGCUGAAGAGGGAGAGGCCCUCCUCCCCUGAGAAACGACGUCUGUGAUUGGUCAUAACCUGCAGGGUUUUGUGUCCUCCAUGACGCUUCCUGGAACUGAACCACAAAGCUGCUCAUCAGCCGAGGGUUUGACUGGACCCGUGAGGAUAUAAGGGAAGAAACCAUUACAGUACGGAGACGGUUUGACGAGCCUGGAAAUCAAACUGCUGUCUGCAUCCUUUGUGCAGCUUUAAACACAGAGCCAUGUGUUUUAUUUUAUUUUUUCAUUUUGAUAGAAAUGAAUCAGCUCAUCCAUUUGUUGUAAGAUUCAAAGCCAUUUUAAGCUUACUGUAAUUUCAGUUAACUUGGAUUCACUGGACUGAUAUCAGCUGAGUGGGAAGCGGGAACGAACUGCUUCACUGUGGGAAUAUGGACUUUGAUGAAGACUUUGAUGAGACCCUGUCUGAUGGCACAGAAGAAGGAAAUGCUUCUUUCUGUCCACGAAGACUCCUGUGGUCCAGAGAUGGCUGUGACAUCUCAACCGAUCCAUCGGCCGUUCAUCCUCACUACCGAAUGAAUCCUAACGACUCCGGCGACCUCACGCAUGUCCAGCGUGUCAACACGACCUCCCACACGAAUCAGGUUUUCCUCAGCUGUACUUUCUGAUUUUCUGCUGAUGGCAGUCAUGUUUAUGGAAGACAUUUGUAUGACUGCAAAGCUGGCCAUGUAAGGGUUGAAAAUACAGCGUGCUGACAAUAUGGCACUUAAUUAUUUAACAAUAUAAAUUUAUCACAGUAUGAUGUGAAUGUGGCAUAACAGGACAAGCUAAUUAUUAGCUUGUUACCAAGCUAAUAAGCUGCACCCCUAUUGAAAUGCUUAAUAUUAACAUGCUAAUGUUAGCUGAUCGUUGACAUCUAUAAAGAUGGCCGACACGUCUCCAGUCCUGUCCAAAAAUGAAGUAAACAUGCCCCCGAUAUGAGUGCCGCCAUCUUGCUCUUGCAGCAUCAUUUGAAGCCAGAAUCUGUGCAGAAGUAAUCCAGCAAUGAAGCAACAGCAUGGAGUUCCCACCCACACAGCCGUCUGACCCAAUCAGGAGCAGCGCUCAGCUGUCAGUCAUGUUAGAAUAGAAUAGAAUAGAAUAGAAUAGGUAUUGGUGAAUAUUCUAUUCUAUUCAAAGUCUGAGACUGAAAAAAGCUGAGCCAAGUCUGACAAUGUGGAGCUGAAGCAUCAGAGGCUGAAAUGACCCAAAAUGGCCACCAUACAGGUGUUCAGGUUGCAAACUAACCUUUCACCUCAGGCUCUUUGUUCCACUAUCUAAAAACAGCAACGACAUUUCCUCUACUUUUAUUUUUUUUUUCAUUUAAAAAUUCUGACUGAGAUUAAGCCCAUUUACCUGUCAGACAGGUAACAGAUCUGAACAUCCCCACCUGCACACAGAGAAGACAUACACGAUAAAACUGUAACUCAGCUGGAAACUGACUUCUGUUUCACCUUAAAAUCCUUUUUACCGCCUUCCAGCAGCUGAAAUGUUCAAACCCCAAAGUGAUUCAGUGCUGCACCUCAGAGUGUGUGUGUGUGUGUGUGUGUGUGUGUGUGUGUGUGUGUGUGUGUGUGUUACCAUCUGCAGUACUUCCCUGCCAUCAAAGAUACUGUUUCAUGUGCACCUCCGUCGAUUUCCUCGACAGCAAAUCCUGCAGGCCGAUGAUGUCAGCUGAGCUCAGGCCUCAGACUGCGCUUUGAUACUUGAAUGCCACUGUUGUCCUGCCAAGACCCCCCGUCCAGCGCAGAUUUUUAUCGGCACAAACGCUGAGCCAAGAGGCGUUUUAGCCGACAGAUCUGCUCAGUGUUGGGACGAAGGCGCCGAAAGCAGACGAAGGCCUCGCCGGGCCCGAAUCGAGCAGAUUGUCGUAUGUUUUCCACAGUAACUCCAGAAACUGUCGCGCCGCAGGCCACAACGCACGCCGAUGAUGACAAAGUGUGUUAAACAUUCAAUACGCUUUUAAAAAUGAAAUACUUUAAAGCCAUUUUUGAGGGGGGGGGGGGCUUACCCUGAGGGAGUGUUUCACUCAGUCUUUAUGUCUACUGUAUUUCACAGCUGUGGAUGAAGCCAGUGUUCUGGCUUUUCCUUUGGUAGUCUUAGCUUCGUGUUGAUCUGCUGAUGCAGGUGUGUGUGUGUGUGAGGAGCACCUGGUGAAACCUCCUGACACUUCAUACGAACAAACUCGAGUUGUUGUAGUUGGUGCUGAUGUGAGGAGGAGGAGGAGGAAGGAGCUCUGUGAUGUGACAGAUGAGUUGUGUUGUGUCUGUAACCUCCGUCUCCUCGUGUGGACUUUUCCACUUUUAAAUCCUGAAACAUCAGAUUUCUGUUUUCGUUCAUUUCUUUUGUCUCUGGACGUCCUUCUGGUUCAUCCUGAUUCCUGCUGCUCCUCUGACGUCCCCACGUGUGGACCGGCGGUGGAGUGUGUUUCCAGUGCUGGGCAUUGUGCAAUGUUGAACAGUAAUUCACUGAAGGCAACUUGUGAUGAUUUUAAUUAAGGUACCUCUGACGUCAAUGUGAGUGGAGCCAAUUCCAAUCCAAUAAAGGAUCCUGUUGUAGUAAAAUCA